GUGUGGACGGGCCUUAACAGAUGACUGUCAAAUUUGGUUGGCUGUUGGUAUUAGUACGGAAUUUUUAUGAAUUUUUCUCGAAUAUUUGGGAAAAUGGGUAAAUUUUAUGAAUUGAAACCAAUAAAAUUAGGAUGUGAAGUUAGAGGCAUAGACCUGAAGACAGAAAACAGGCAAGAGGUUAUCGAUGAGAUAAAGAAAGAUGUUGCAGAACAUAGAAUAUUAAUAUUCAAAGAUCAAGGAGUGAUUUCUGGUCAGAGGCAUGUGGAGAUAAGCAGGUGGUUUGGAGAGCUGGAGUCAACAUUCUAUAAGCAUCCAAAAUCACCACAUCCAGACGUUUUUAGAGUUUCCAAUGUAGCCAAUGAAGGCUGUGUAGGGGUUGGUCGAACUGGCUGGCACAUUGAUGGUUCUUUCCAGCCAGCUCCAUUUGCCUAUUCUUUAUACCAUAUAGUGUCAGUGCCAAAGAAAGGCAACACAGUCUUUGCACCUUUGACAGAACUGAUUGAAGGCCUUAGUACUGAAAAGAGAGCAGAGUGGGAGAGAUUGUGGAUGGUCAGUGACAGACGCAGUGGUCCAAUACAUCCUCUUAUCUACACUCAUCCAGUCACCAAGAAGAAGGUUCUUUGUUUUCAUCUUGGUAUGACAAAUAAUUAUCUGUGGGACAAAGGAACUCCUAAUGAGCGUUUUGCUACAGAGGAAGAAUUUGAUCGCAUUACGAGAGACAUACAUAAUGAAUUUGUUCGGGAUGGUGGAAAAAUACAAUAUUCUCACAAGUGGGAGGCAGGAGAUUUCAUCAUUUCUGACAAUCUUGCUGUUGGUCAUGAAGCCAGCCCCGAAACACAGCUUCCGCACAGCGAAGUUGGACUACGUGUCAUGCAUCGUACAACUGUCAAAGGAACGACACCUCCACAAAAGUGAACAGCUUUAUUUAUGGUACAUUCUAGAAAUUAUGUUAAAGAUUCACUGAGAUGUUUUAAAGUUGUUAGUAAAUGAAGAAAGAUUUUUAUUGUUUUAGAAGUUGCUCUCUGUCAGUGAGUUAAAUGCGGUAUAUACAUAGUGACUAUAAAGAUCAUCAGUAUCUUUCCAGACUUUGUGAAAAUCAUAAUUAAUACAUUUAUGCUUUCAUAACUGGUUUUGUUAAUAUGCUAUGUUAAUUUAGCUUUACAAUAAUGUAGAAAUAGCAAUGCUGACUGCAUCUGUUGUAAAUUCUGUUACUAUAAAUGACCCUAAUGUUUAAGUGGAACAAAAAGUCUUGUACAGAAGCCUCUUCAACACAGUUUUACAGACUACUGUAUGAGUGUAACGGUGCCAAAACCUGUGGGGGGAGGGGGUCAUGCCAACCCCCAUCUCCAACCCACAGCUCUCGCGCAAAGCAAGAAACUACAGUCUAGUUAGGUGUUCUUCUUUCAAGAAAAUGAUGUAAAAGUCAGUAUAACAUAGCUUUUCAAUAAGAUCAUAACUAGAACUUUUUUAUGGCAAAUAUCAAGUUGACAUUUGUGUUCAAAAAUAUUAAAAAUACUCCAUACCUGCAGGUCUAGAUCCUCAGCCCUGGACUGUUGUAUACUGUAUGGGUGUCCUUGUAUGAAUGUUUUGAUUAAAAAAUAAAUAAAUAAAUAAAUAAUAAUAAUAAUAAUAAUAAUAAUAAUAAUAAUAGGGAAAUUGGCCAAGUGUGAGUAGGACUCACACUGUGCUGGUUCCUUACAAAUUUUAUUUAUGUGUAUAGAUAGUUCAUCCAUCCCAGUAAUUGAGACUCUUAUUUGGUUGUUAAUAUUGAUAUAGGCAAGAUAACGUCCGACUCUUCGGAGAAUGUUUUAAGUUUAAAUUUUUUCUGUAAUUUUGCAGUUGCUAUUGUAAUUUCUCAUGUGCAUUAUUAAUUCUGGAGUUUUAUUAACAUGCUAUUGUAUGUAGCACCAAUUACGUAAACAUUUUUAAAAUUGAUUGUUGAAUAAUGUUUGAGUUCACUGAUUCAGAGUUGAAAGAUCAGUGAGAAUAAUUUUUUGCAAUCCUGUGUGCUUAGUCAUCAUUUAAGUUUUUAAAUGAUACUAAUUGAAGUAAUUUAAAUGUGGUCGGAAUUGAGUAAUGGAUAUUGAAGUCUGAUUCUUCACUUCAAACCACAUGAAAUUUCAAAAUUUAGUCCAGGGAUUCAAAAUCCCAUCAAAACUAGAAGUGGAUAUUUUACUAAUAAGUAUUUACCAAAAAAUAAUAAAAAACCAUCCCCAAAAAUUAUAACUACAACAUUGGUGUCCUUAAGAUGAGAGUGAGUAGAUGUUUACCAGAUCAGAACAUUUCCACCUAUGAUCAGGUGAGACUGGAGUCAAAUGUGGGUUUAGUAGUUCAUAUGAAAAUUGAAAAUUAAAUUAAAAUGAUUAAUUAAGUAUUAAAUUUGAACCAAAUUUGUAAAUGAUGACAAAAAAUAAUGAACAGUACUGCAUUGUGUAUUGAGGUUGGCAAAAACAAUGUUGAUAAACGUAUUAGCUCUUGCAGUGCCUUGGCUUAUUUAUGGUAAUGUCCCUUUGGAGGAAAAACAUAGUAAAAUAGCAUUUUGGGGUUUGGUUUUAAAAUAUUUGUUGAAAUCUCCUAAAACAAUCAUUCGAGAAAUGUAACUGUUGACAUUGUCAUCCUAUAUUGCCAUGUCUGUGUAUUCUGUAGCAGCAUUGGUUGGACAGCAAUGCACUGGACCUCGAACGUUUCAAAAUGAAUUAUUUAAAGUGAGGAUGGAAGGUGGAAAGGAAAGCAAUGGGAAGGAACUAGUGAUAUCAGGUGCACUGGGACUUUAUGCAGAAUCAACAGCGACAAGUGAAAAUGUAUGCUGGACUGGGACUAGAACCUGGGAUCUCCUGCUGACUAGGCAGAUGAGUGAACCACUGCACCAUCUGUAUAUGGCGUUUAUCGCAAAUGCGUGGACUAUCUCAACAUGCUCCCCUACCGACUCACAUUCCCACCUAGAACCACCUGUCUGUAGUCCCAUCCACAUCAUUCAUGCUAUCUAAUUUUAGAUUCUUGCCGGAGGUCAAAUGCAAAUAUGCAUCUGUACUGAUGGUUGUGGAUUCAUUGCCCAUUGAGAUGAAUCAAUUAUACAAAUGUGUGAUGUCUGUUCUUUUAGACAUUUAUUAAAGAACAGAAACCACCCAAAACCUCCAACUGUGAUACAUAUUAUGUAAUUUCAAAGUGGAGGGUGGAGAGGAAAGGAAUGGGAAGGAACUAAUGAUAUCAGCUGUGUUAUUACUUUAUGUGGAAUUGGCUGUGACAAGUGAAAAUUUGUGCUGGUCUGGGACUCAAACUUGGGCUCGCCUGCUUACUAGGUAAUCACAUUAACCACUACACCAUCUGGACACAGUGUGUAUCACAAAUGCGUGACUCUCUUGACAUGCUCCCUGGCCAGCUUACAUUACUACCUAACAUUACCUAUCUGCAGUUCCCGUCCAUGUCCUCCAUGCUCACUAAUUUUAGAUUUCUGCAGAGGUUGAACACAGAUGUGCAUCCACAAGAAGUUUGUGGACUCAUUGACCAUCAAGGCAAAUCAAUUAUACGAAUGUGUGGUGCCUGUUCUUUCGAACAUUUCCAGGUAAAUGUCCUCAUCUGGCACAUAUAUUCAUUCAUCGCCUCUGAUUCCACAGAAAGUCCCAAUGCAGUCGAUAUCAUCAUUUCCAUCCAUUCCCCCCCCCCCC
This is a messenger RNA of Schistocerca gregaria, 3665 nucleotides long. RefSeq lists its product as uncharacterized. The record is from RefSeq and is a predicted model, not a curated record. Lineage: Eukaryota; Metazoa; Arthropoda; Insecta; Orthoptera; Acrididae. Gene Ontology annotation, molecular function: oxidoreductase activity. Bases 67 to 915 code for a protein of 282 amino acids. The transcript has 5 exons.